This is a messenger RNA of Argiope bruennichi, 1383 nucleotides long. RefSeq names its product carnosine N-methyltransferase-like. The coding region runs from base 70 to 1281 and encodes 403 amino acids. The record is from RefSeq and is a predicted model, not a curated record. NCBI's taxonomy places the organism in Eukaryota, Metazoa, Arthropoda, Arachnida, Araneae, Araneidae. The transcript is spliced from 7 exons. Gene Ontology annotation, molecular function: S-adenosylmethionine-dependent methyltransferase activity.
UAUUUACCUGCCUUUCAUUGUUUACUUUUGCUACAGAGCAUAUCGUUAGUGGAUUAGACUGUUCACAGUAUGGAAGAAACUGACAGUUUAAAUAAUGUUUUAGUUUCCAGUUCCUUACCUGAUGAUAAUGCCAAUCAAACUAUUAACAAUAAAGAAAAUUCUAAUGACUGUGAACCUGAACCUGAGGAAACUGAAGAAGAAUUGGAACGAAAACAUUUUCAACGGAUUGUUAAUGCUUUCAGAAGUUACAAAUUGCAUAGUCUCAAGAGGCUGUACAAUUCUACAAAGUACAUUUCUUCCUUAUCACCUCACCAACAAGACCUUUUGAAAGGCUACAGAAUUCAUUUGGAUCAAGUGCGAGUAGCAAUUGAGCAUAAUUACGAAAUAAUCAAAGUUAUUAUAAAGGAUGUAGCUCACUUAUUUCAAAAUGCUGAUCACAGUGAAGAUAUUAAAGUUAUUAGUUCUGAAGUGACUAUGAUUGAUAUGGAAAAAGUUCAGUCCAUAUUUAAACAGCUGUAUCGAGAAUGGAGUGUCGAAGGAAAAGAUGAGAGAGAUGCCUCUUUUAAGCCUAUACUGGAUGAAAUUGCCUUAAGGUUUCCCGAGGACAAAGUGGACAAACCAAAUAUACAAAUUCUAGUUCCUGGUGCUGGACUAGGUAGACUACCAUAUGAAAUUGCACGAAGGGGCUAUUCUUGCCAAGGAAAUGAAUUUAGCCUUUUUAUGCUCUUUGCUUCCAAUUUUGUUUUAAACAAGUGUCAAGGCGUGGACAUUUUCAAAAUUUAUCCUUGGGUUCACCAAUAUUACAACAACUUAAAGUCUUAUGAUCAGGUUCAAAUGGUGCGUUUCCCAGAUGCCAAUCCAUGUGAUAUUCCUGAAAAGGUGGAUUUCUCAAUGGCUGCUGGUAGCUACAUCGAAAUUUAUAACAAUUUAGAUGUCUGGGAUUGCAUAUGCACUUGCUUCUUCAUUGAUACCGCCAACAAUGUAAUUGAUUACAUUGAUACUACAUGGAAUAUUCUUAAACCAGGUGGCUAUUGGAUUAAUUUAGGUCCUCUUCUUUAUCAUCAUGCUGAUAUACCCAAUGAAAACUCUAUUGAACCAAGUUAUGAAGAAAUUAGGUCAAUCAUUUUGAAAUAUGGCUUUAUUUUGCUGAAAGAGGAACUAAAUAUACCUACACCUUAUGCCCAAAACCCAAGAUCAAUGAUGUCUUAUGAGUACAGAAGUGUGUUUUUUGUAUGUCAGAAACCAGAUCCUGUGUGCUGUAUGAAAAAUGAAGUCUCCUGAAUGAUGUGGAUAAUAUAAACGCAUGUAUGCAAGCAAUUAUGUGUUAUAUGUGUGUAAUGUAAAUACACAAUGUUUAGAAAAUAAAAUUAUUUUUACUUAAAA